Closterium sp. Yama58-4 is the source of this 1308-nucleotide messenger RNA. NCBI's taxonomy places the organism in Eukaryota, Viridiplantae, Streptophyta, Zygnematophyceae, Desmidiales, Closteriaceae. The record is from the annotation of a GenBank genome assembly.
AUGCGCGGGGGUUUCGUUGAGGACCCCUUCGAUUCCCGCUCCGCGGCCCACUACCAGGCGCAGCAGCGGCGCCAGGCGGAGCUGCGCCGACAGGAGGAGCUGCGGAAGGAGGAGGCGCGGCGUCAGGCGCACGCAGUCGCGCUCCAGCAGGCGCAGAUGCGGAAGCGGGAGGAGUAUUUGGCGCAGAUGCGCGCGCAGCAGGAAUACCUAGCGCAAAUCGAGGCGCAAAAGAAGGAACAGCAGCUGCUCCAGCAGCAGAAGCGGAAGGAUGCUCUAAACGCCGCCAUUCAGCAGCAGAAGAAGCAACAGCAGCAGCGUUGGAGCGAGGAGUCACUCUCAGAUUCCGACAGCGACGAGUCAAUGCCCGAGCUGGAGCCGAUUUUCGAGGGCGUGUUCGAAAAUUCCCCAAACCACCCUGCAGAGUUGGACCAGGGAUUCGAGCCCGCAGCGCCGCCGCCAGGGGCAGCAUCUCCUAAAACAUCCUCUCCCAAAGAAUCUCCCACGAACUCUACCAAAACGUCUCCCAAAACGUCGCCCAAGAAAACGAGGUGGUUCAGGAAAGCUUCGUCUCCUACGAGAACGCAGUCACCCCAGAAAACGCAAUCCCCAACUCCAGUAGCAGUGAAGGUGAUUCCUGUGACGGACGCGGCAGCAGCCACUGAAGCACAUUCUGAGACGUCUCAAAAGUCGUCUCCAGUACCAGUGAAGGUGAUUCCUGUGGCUGACUCAACAGCAGAGGACGCAGUAGUAGCAGCGCCAUCACCAGCAGCAGCAGCAACACGAGCAGCACCAACAGCAGCAGCUGCAGCACCAGCUGCAGCAGCAGCAGAGCAACCUUCACCGGAGCCACAGACUAGCACAACAGCAGCCAAUAUCGAGGAUUCCACCUCUGUGUCAUCAGACAAAUCGGCUGGUAACGCUGAUGUUAGCAGCCCUUCUAGUGGUAUGUCGGAUGAGCAAGCAGCCGUGGUGAUUCAGUCGGCCUGGAGGGGUCACCAGGUGCGAUCCUCCAAGCCGUUCGAGGUGGCCAAACCUAUUGUUGAGCUUCGGAAGCUGCUUCGGGAGAUGGAGGAGAGGCUCGGGGACAAGGAGUAUGUAGCUAAGGUGGUUACCGAGCCUAUGGAGAAGCUUCGGGCGACGGAGACGAUCAUGUGCUGGCUGUUUCGUCUGGACGGGGUUCAGUCGACGAACCAGGACGUUCGGGCACUGAGACGAGACAUGGCUCGGAAACUGAACCGGCUGUUGGAUCGGGUCGACGCUCUGACUCUCCCCGCACCUGAGGAGGGAGAGAAAGAUUUGACAAAGUGA